This is a messenger RNA of Hippocampus zosterae (dwarf seahorse), 2103 nucleotides long. It is a transcript of the gene bmi1a, whose product is annotated as bmi1 polycomb ring finger oncogene 1a. Lineage: Eukaryota; Metazoa; Chordata; Actinopteri; Syngnathiformes; Syngnathidae. Bases 79 to 1944 code for a protein of 621 amino acids. The transcript has 17 exons. Gene Ontology annotation, cellular component: PRC1 complex. Gene Ontology annotation, biological process: negative regulation of transcription by RNA polymerase II. Gene Ontology annotation, molecular function: promoter-specific chromatin binding. The record is from RefSeq and is a predicted model, not a curated record.
AUUCCCCGGCGUGUGAUCGCUGUCGCCCCGCACCCCAACCCCACGACGAGCCUGUCAGCUGAUCCGUCACGUGUCUCUAUGGCCCCGCCCUCCCUCAAAAUGGAGUUGUCGGAUUCCGUGCAGAGAGGGCUCCGGUCUCUCGGCGACGCGUCCGCCGUGGACCACGCCACCUUCCCGGCUCUGGUCGACGUCUGCUUCCGCUCUCUGCUGUCUGCCGGUCGAGACGCGGGGUUGCUGGAGGAGCCCGAACUGAAGCAAGUUGAGGGGGUCCUGCUGAAACGGAUACACGCCGCGACCACCACGUUCAUCCUGGAGGCGGUCAGGCAAAACGCAGAUGAGUCCACGAUCAGCUCCUGCCUCGAGGAUCUGUCGUUCAGUUCGGAAAGAAUCGAAAUCCUCUAUAGCCGCUAUCAGGUGACAAGCACAUCAUUUCCUCAUCAUUGCCUUGCAUACCUUAUAUUUUAUCUUCUGUUUUCUUCACAGAAGCACAAAAAGGAGUUGGAACGAUUGUUGGCAAGCAUUGGAAAGCAACCAGCUCACAUUACUGACGUGUCAUGGCGGCUCCAAUAUCAUGUCAAGAAUGGAGUGGUCGACAAGGUCAACGAGCCUUUCUACUUAUUAUCGCUCAACACGCAGAAUAAAGGUAGUCCCGAGGAUAUCACCUUUACCUGUACCAUGGAGCAGUUACAGGACAUGGUUGGCAAGCUGAAGGACGCAGCCAAGAGCGCAGAGAAAGCCAGUCAGAUGUGCCGCAGCCAGCCGAUCCCGGCACGCAGGUACGUGCUUCCGGCGUCGCCGCAGCCUCGAAGCGGCACCCCGCGCCGGUCGUGUCGCGGAUCUUUUCGCGGCUCUCCCCGCGCGCCGAUCCAGCGGCGGAUGUUGAGGCUUUCGUCGGUGCGGCGAGCAACGACCGACGUGGAGAUCCGUGUGUGUGUGUCUGCGCACUUUCCGAGGGAUCUCCGGGCGAAAAGAGCUCCUUGGCUCAUCAUGCAUCGGACGACGAGGAUCAAGAUUACCGAGCUCAACCCUCACCUCAUGUGCGUUCUGUGCGGGGGUUACUUCAUCGACGCCACCACCAUCAUCGAAUGUCUGCACUCAUUUUGCAAAAUGUGCAUCGUCCGAUACCUGGAAACGAGCAAAUAUUGCCCAAUCUGUGACGUGCAAGUGCACAAAACCAAGCCUCUGCUCAACAUUAGGUCUGACAAAACUCUGCAGGACAUCGUGUAUAAACUGGUGCCAGGCCUUUUUAAAAAUGAAAUGAAGAGGAGAAGAGACUUUUAUGCUGAACACCCUGUGGAAGCUUCUAACGGCUCCAACGAAGACCGAGGCGAGGUGGCAGAUGAGGACAAGAGAAUAAUCACAGACGAUGAGAUCAUCAGCCUCUCCAUUGAGUUCUUUGACCGGAGCGGCAGACUGACUGGUGGACUUGAGGACAAGCAUUCAAGCAAAGAUCAGGUGGCAAACAAAAGGUACCUGCAGUGUCCGGCGGCAAUGACCGUCAUGCAUCUGAGGAAGUUCCUGCGCAGCAAAAUGGACAUCCCCAACACUUACCAGGUGGAAGUGAUGUAUGAAGAUGAACCCCUGAAAGAUUACUACACGUUAAUGGACAUAGCGUAUAUCUACACUUGGAGAAGGACGGGCCCACUUCCGCUCCAGUAUCGUGUCCGGCCGAACUGCAAGAAGCUGAAGGUGAGCCACAGCCAGCAGGAGAGCGACUCUGCCAGCGACAAAGCCGGAAGUCCCGCUGAAGCCCCGUCGACGUCCUCCUCUCUGCCGAGCCCAUGCGACGCUGCGCAGUCCUCGCUGCCCCCCCCUCGCGGCCGUCCAGGCAACAACGUGAAUGGGACCCUGGCGGUGGCCCUCUCGACUCCCAGCCGCCCUUUCGCACAGCUCGGCAAGCCCCGGAAGGUUUCGCUCAACGGCUCGGCGACCUCGUCGGGAUGACAACACCGAGAGUGGACCGUGCCGGCCAACGGGAGACACGCUCAGCUCACCCCGUUACCAGGCCAACAUUGAUCCAUUGUAGUGUCUUUCGCUCUCCGGUCUGACGUUUUAUGGCUGUUUCCUUUCUGUAGUACAUUUCACAAUAAAACCGGGAAAUUG